This is a messenger RNA of Drosophila kikkawai, 2161 nucleotides long. It is a transcript of the gene Acox57D-d, whose product is annotated as acyl-Coenzyme A oxidase at 57D distal. The record is from RefSeq and is a predicted model, not a curated record. Gene Ontology annotation, cellular component: peroxisome. Gene Ontology annotation, biological process: lipid homeostasis; fatty acid beta-oxidation using acyl-CoA oxidase. Lineage: Eukaryota; Metazoa; Arthropoda; Insecta; Diptera; Drosophilidae. Gene Ontology annotation, molecular function: fatty acid binding; FAD binding; acyl-CoA oxidase activity.
GCUCACAGCUGUUGGUUGGAUCUCCCCUCUGGGAAUUUUACUUAUUUUGAUAUUAUUUUGUUAACAAUUUUGCACAAACAAUGUCGCACAUCAAGAACUUGAUACCGGAGACUGUAAAUCCAGAUCUGCAGAAGGAGCGCACUGGCGCCGAGUUCCAGGUGGAGGAGUUUGCAGCCUGGUGGCAGGGGGGUCAGGACAAGUUAAACACCAAGAGGGAGAUUGAAAAGGCCAUCUUCAGCGAUCUGGAGGAUGGCUAUGGCAUCAACCACGAGUACAUGUCCCACGAGGAAGUCUACAACUCUAGUGUCAAGAAGGUGGCCGAGGCUGCCGUCAAGCUAAAGGCUCUGCAGAACAAACUCAAUCCCGGUGGCACUGACAUCUGGCCUGGAUUCUUGUUCAAUGUGCAGAGCCAUGGGCUUUUUCCUUCUAACCAUCCGGUGGCCACCCACAUCACCAUGUUUGUGGAUGUGAUCAAGGGACAGGGCACUGCUGAGCAAGUGGAAAAGUGGGGCAAGGCGGCGGAGAACUGCAAUAUUAUUGGAACCUAUGCCCAGACUGAGAUGGCACAUGGAACUAAUGUCCGUGGCAUUGCCACCCGUGCUGACUUUGAUCCCCAAACGGAUGAGUUUGUGUUGCAUACACCCAAUUUAGAGGCCUACAAGUGGUGGCCUGGCGGCUUGGGUCACACUGCCAAUCAUGCCAUGGUUGUUGCCCAGCUGUACAUAGCCGAUGUCCAUCACGGUGUGCAAAUGUUCAUUGUCCCGGUGAGGGAUUCGGAGACCCAUAUGCCACUGCCUGGUAUUGAUAUUGGCGAGAUUGGCAAGAAGCUGGGCAUGGUGGCUGUGAACCAGGGCUUUCUGGGACUCAACAAAGUUCGCAUUCCACGCACCAACAUGCUGAUGAAGUUCGCCAAGGUUGAGCGCGAUGGCACCUUCAAGGCCAGUCCAGCCUCAAGGGUUAACUACCUGACCAUGGUUUACACUCGCUGCUUGAUUGUGAAUCUGAACUCUACGCUGCUGCUGGAGGCGGCCACCAUAGCCACCCGAUACUCGGCUGUCAGGAGACAGAGUCCCAUUGAGGCCAACCAACCCGAGCCCCAGAUCAUUGAUCAUGUUACUCAGCGCCUGAAGCUCUUCCCCGAGAUUGCCACUGGAAUGGCUUAUCAUCUGGCUGCGGAGUACAUGUGGGAGAUGUAUGCCCAGACGGUCAAGGAGGCCAACAGCGGCAAAUUUGAUCGCCUGCCCGAUAUGCACAUCCUGUCCUGCGCCUUGAAGGUUCUCUGUACCACGGACGGUUGUGCCGGCAUUGAGCGUCUGCGUCUUUCCACUGGAGGUCAUGGUUAUCUCACAGCUGCCAACAUGAGCAAUAUCUAUGGCAAUGCUGUGGCUGCCUACACCUACGAGGGUGAGAACACAGUGCUGCUUCUGCAAAUUGGUCGAGCUCUGGUCAAGGCCUGGGCUGCAUUUGUGGAGAAGAAACCCGUGUCGGCUUCUUAUAGUUACUUUGCCAGCUCCAUGCAGCUGAAGGAGUUCCCCAAGUGGGACAACUCCUGGCAGUGCAUCAUCAAGGCUCUGCAAUAUACGGCAGCACAAAAAACCCGCAUUGCUUUUGAGAAUCUAGCGGAACGCAUGGCCAGCGGUCAGUCUCAGGGUGUGGCGGCCAACAAUACGGGCAUAGAGCUUACUCGUGCCGCUGAGCUCCAUGGCCGCCAGUUUGUGUGCCAGACAUUCCUAGAGCAAAUCACAGGUCCCAAGGCCCAGAAACGUUCGGCGGCUCUCAACAAGGUUUUGGAGAAUGUGCUAGAACUCUUCCUGGUCCAGACUGUGCUCAACAAUCUUAAUGAUAUUCUGAGAUUCAUCAACCUCAGUGAUGCUGAUUUGAGGUCGCUGCAAAAGCGCUUGGAGAUUUCGCUGGAGAAAUUCCGACCCAAUGCGGUGGCCAUUUGCGAUGGCUUCGAGUUCCACGACCGCGUUUUAAACUCCGUGCUGGGCAGCUACGAUGGCAAUGUGUAUCCCCGACUCUUUGAUUCGGCCAAGCGCAGCACCAUGAACCAAAAGCCCGUCCAAAAGUCCUUUGAAACCUACCUCAAGCCCCUGAUGAAGGCUAAUCUGUAAGGCAAAUCCAGCCAGGAAAUAAAGAGUAUAUUGUUUUGUUUAAAUUA